Messenger RNA from Notothenia coriiceps (black rockcod), 4584 nucleotides. RefSeq names its product IQ motif containing GTPase activating protein 1 (gene iqgap1). The record is from RefSeq and is a predicted model, not a curated record. The coding region runs from base 1 to 4584 and encodes 1527 amino acids. NCBI's taxonomy places the organism in Eukaryota, Metazoa, Chordata, Actinopteri, Perciformes, Nototheniidae. Gene Ontology annotation, cellular component: nucleus; cell cortex. The transcript has 33 exons. Gene Ontology annotation, molecular function: GTPase activator activity; calmodulin binding; actin filament binding. Gene Ontology annotation, biological process: mitotic actomyosin contractile ring assembly actin filament organization; positive regulation of protein kinase activity; fibroblast migration.
AUGGAGGCGUGUCUCGACGAGGAGCUGCCCCCCACCACAGAGCUGGAGGAGGGCCUGAGGAAUGGCGUCUAUCUGGCAAAACUGGGCAACUUCUUCGCCCCGAAAACCGUCUCCCUCAAGAAGAUCUACGACCGCGAACAGACGCGUUACAAGGCGACCGGUCUCCAUUUCAGACACACAGAUAAUGUCAUCCAGUGGCUCAACGCCAUGUCAGAGAAGGGACUGCCAAAGAUCUUCUACCCAGAAACCACAGACAUAUAUGACAGAAAGAACAUGCCACGCUGCAUCUACUGCAUACAUGCACUCAGUCUGUACUUGUUCAAGCUCGGCCUGGCCCCCCAGAUCCAGGAUCUGUAUGGAAAAGUGGAUUUCACUGAGGAGGAGAUCAACAACAUGAAGAGCGAGCUGGAAAAGUAUGGAAUCCAGAUGCCCGCCUUCAGCAAGAUUGGCGGUAUCCUGGCCAAUGAGCUCUCUGUGGAUGAAGCUGCCUUACAUGCUGCUGUGAUCGCCAUCAACGACGCCAUCGACCACGGCGUCCCAGAGGGCACGGUGGCCGCCAUGCAGAACCCCAACGCCAUGCUGGUCAACCUGGAUGCCAGUGCUGCUCGCCAGUACCACGACACACUGUACCAGGCCAAGGGAGAGAAGGUGGCCAACUCCCGCAAACGGCAAAUGGAGAACGCCGAAGCAGAGAGAGAUAUCUACGACGAGCUUCUCACCCAGGCUGAAAUCCAGGGCAACGUCAACAAGGUCAACGUGGCCACCGCCCUGAGUGCAGCCGAGCAAGCGUUGCUGAGCGGCGAUGAGGAUAAGUUAUACGAGGCACUUAAAGCCAUGGGCAUCCAGAACCUGCAGGUCCAGAACAAAGGCUGGUACCUCAAACAGCUGCAGGGUGACAGAGAGAACAAAGACCAGGUAUCUCCAGGAGAAGCCCUGACUAAAGAUGAGCUGCAGACCGGCGUGGACGUGUCUAAUGAGUUUGCAGCAGGCUACCUAAAGAUGUUGAAGGCAGUGGAGCGCAUCAACGCUGCCAUCAGGGCGGGGGUGCCAGAGAAGACGGUGGAGGAGCUGAUGAACCCUGACGCUCAGCUGCCGGAAGUCUACCCCAGCGCUGCAGACCUCUACCAGAGAGAGCUGGUCUGCCUGCAGCAGCAAAGCCCGGAGGGCUCAUUGUCCCACCCAGAACUGCUGGUUGCCGUGGAGAUGCUGUCGUCGGUGGUGCUGAUGAAUCAGGCGAUGGACGCUGGGGACCGAACCGCCCUCUGGAAACAGCUGUCCAGCGUCGUCACUGGACUCAGUAAUGUGGAGGAUGAAUAUGCACAGAGGUACAUGGAUGAACUGAUGCGUCUGAAGGCAGCAGCCAGAGAGGAGGGCUGUGACUAUCUCACCUGGAACGAUAUCCAAGCCUGCAUCGACCAAGUCAACCUCACUGUGCAUGAGGAGCAUGAACGUAUUGCCGCCAUCGGGCUGAUCAACGAGGCCCUGGAUGAGGGGGAUCCCACGAAGACCCUGUCCAUGCUGCAGAACCCCUCAGCCAAGCUCACAGAUGUGGAUCCGUCUGUGGCUCAGCACUACCACGACAAACUGCUGGAGGCCCGAAGAGAGAAGGCUCAUGAGACCCAAGACCCGUCUGCUGUGCUGUGGCUGGAUGAGAUCCAGGAUGCUGUUCUGAAGGCAAACCAGGACACCCAAGAAGCCUUACAGUUCUCUCAGUCCAUCCAGGCUGUGAAUGAGGCGGUGGACAGUGGCGACCCGGCUCAGACGCUGGCGGCACUGCGCUGCCCCGGGGCCGGACUGUACGGGGUCACCUCUGAGUGUGGGCAGACCUACCAGGACGACCUUUCCAAGAUCAAAGAGGAGAAGAAGGCAGAAGGUGAUAAUGGCAGUGAGUGGAUGAAGCACUGGGUGAAGGGAGGACACAACUACUACUAUAAUCUACAGAGAAAGGAGGGCACCUGGGUGGAGCCGGAGGGCUUCCUGCAGAACAACACCCAGCUCAACAAGGAGGACAUCCAGUCGGUGGUUUCCGGGGUAACCACUGCCUAUAAUCGCAAACAGCUGUGGCUGGCCAACGAGACUCUGAUUGCCAAGCUGCAAGCUCGUUGCCGUGGCUACCUGGUGAGGAAUGGCCAAAAGGAGAGGUUGAACUUCCUGAAAUCCCAAGAACCAGCUGUUAACUGCAUACAGGCUCACUGGAAAGGCCACAAACAGAGGAAGAAGUUCAAAGACCGUAAGCAGUAUCUGAAAGACCACACUGAUGAGGCUGUGAAGAUCCAAUCCAUGGUUCGGAUGCACCAAGCUCGUAAGAAAUACAAGGAUAGGCUGAAGUACUUCCAAGAUCACAUCAAUCAGGUGGUGAAGAUUCAGGCUUUCAUUAGAGCCAACAAGGCCAGAGACGACUAUAAGACGCUGAUCAGCGCCGAGGAUCCUCCGAUGGCGGUGGUGAGGAAGUUCGUCCACCUUCUGGACCACAGCGACCAGGACUUCCAGGAGGAGCUGGAGCUGAUGCAUCUCCGCGAGGAGGUGGUCACCAACAUCCGCUCCAACCAGCAGCUGGAGAACGACCUGAACCUGAUGGACAUCAAGAUCGGCCUGCUGGUGAAGAACAAGAUCACGCUGCAGGAGGUGGUGUCCCACAGCAAGAAGCUGACCAGGAAAAACAAGGGCCAGCUGUCAAACAUGAUGAUGAUGAACAAGCAGAGGGGGGGGCUGAAGGCCCUCAGCAAGGAGAAGAGGGUCAAACUGGAGGCCUACCAGUUCCUCUUUUAUCUGUUACAGACCAACCCCACGUAUCUCGCCAAGCUGAUCUUCCAGAUGCCACAGAAUAAGUCCACUAAGUUCAUGGACUCUGUCAUCUUCACCCUGUAUAACUACGCCUCCAACCAGAGGGAGGAGUACCUGCUGACCAAGCUCUUCAAAACUGCCCUGCAGGAGGAGAUCAAGUCAAAGGUGGACGAGAUGAAGGAGAUCAUCACAGGAAACCCGACCGUCAUCAAGAUGGUGGUGAGCUUCCAUAGAGGGGCGCGGGGACAGAACGCUCUGCGGCAGAUCCUGGCCCCCGUCGUCAAGGAGAUCAUGGAUGACAAAACGCUAAACAUAAAGACCGACCCCGUGGACAUCUACAAGAGCUGGGUGAACCAGAUGGAGACGCAGACUGGAGAGGCCAGUAAGCUGCCUUACGAUGUGACUCCAGAGCAGGCCAUGGCCCACGAGGAGGUGAGGACAAGACUGGAGGCGUCCAUCAAGAACAUGAAGACGAUCACAGACAAAUUCCUGUCGGCCAUAAUCGUCUCGGUGGAUAAAAUUCCAUACGGGAUGCGUUUCGUCUCCAAGGUGCUGAAAGACACCCUUCAUGAGAAAUUCCCUGAUGCCACUGAGGACGAGCUGCUCAAGAUUGUGGGGAACCUCUUGUAUUACCGCUACAUGAACCCAGCCAUCGUGGCCCCCGAUGCCUUCGACAUUAUCGAGGUGUCGGCGGGGGGCCAGCUGACCACUGAGCAGCGGAGAAACCUGGGCUCCGUUGCCAAGAUGCUGCAGCACGCCGCCUCCAACAAGAUGUUCCUGGGAGACAACGCCCACCUCAACCCCAUCAACGAAUAUCUCAGCAACUCCUACCAGAAGUUCAGGCGUUUCUUCCUGGCAGCUUGUGAUGUUCCCUCGCUGGAGGAUAAGUUUAAUGUGGAUCAGUACUCUGACUUGGUGACCGUCACCAAACCUGUCAUCUACAUCUCCAUCGGAGAGAUCAUCAACACUCACACUCUGCUGCUGGACCAUCAGGACGCCAUCGCUCCAGAGCAUAAUGACCCCAUCCACGAGCUGCUGGAGGACCUGGGGGAGGUUCCCACCGUAGAGUCCCUCAUCGGGGAGAAUCCUCUUCCUCCCAACGACCCCAACAAAGAGCUGAUGGGGAAGACGGAGGUGUCUCUCACCCUCACUAACAAGUUUGACCUCCCUGGUGAGGCCAAUGCAGAGAUGGACGCCCGGACUCUCCUGCUCAACACCAAGAGGCUCAUCGUGGAUGUGAUCAGGUUCCAGCCUGGGGACACUCUCACUGAGAUCCUGGACCUGUCAGCAAGCACAGAGCAGGAAGCAGAGUACCAGCGCGCCAUGCAGAGGAGGGCCAUCAGAGACGCCAAGACCCCCGAAAAGAUGAAGCAGGUGAAGCCGGUGGUGGACGACAGCCUUACGCUGCAGGGCAAGAAGGACAAGAUCAAGAGCAACCUGCAGAGGCUCGCCGAGCUGGGGAAGGUGCACCCCGAGAACCGCUACCAGGAUCUCAUCAACGACAUAGCCAAGGACAUCAGGAAUCAGAGGCGGUAUCGCCAGCGCAGGAAAGCCGAGCUGGUAAGGCUUCAGCAGACCAACACCGCCCUCAAUUCAAAGACCAACUUCUUCAAUGUCCAGAUCGAUUCCUACAAUCAGUAUAUCAAGACCUGCAUGGACAACCUGGCCAGCAAGGGCAAGGCGAAACCAGGCAACAACAAGGCCAAGAAGAGUAAACAGGUCUCACAGAAAUACACCGCCUCCCGCCUCCACGAGAAGGGCGUGCUGAUCGCCAUCGAGGAUCUGCAGCCCAACCAGUGA